Molecule: messenger RNA, 7523 nt
Organism: Chilo suppressalis (striped riceborer)
Lineage: Eukaryota; Metazoa; Arthropoda; Insecta; Lepidoptera; Crambidae
Source: the annotation of a GenBank genome assembly
UUAGCUAUUUAAAUAUAUUUACUACCGAAAUAUCAAUUAAUUGACUAUCGAAUGAAAUAAUUGAAUAGUUUCUUUUGUGGAUUAAUUUUUCUCCUCACUACUACUGACUGACAGUGACAGAUGUGUGUCAAAAUUUUGUGAUGAUACAAUGUGAAUGGGCGGACGACUAAAAAUUUUGUUUCGUAAAUGAAUUAUCUUGUUAAUACUGACGAAGUCAAGAUAAAUCUAAACUAUACAAGGUCUAGAGCAUAUGAGUAUAAUUCGUGCGCGCGGUGAUUACACAUAUUCAGGAGCUUAUCGUGUUGUGACCAAGUUGGGUUUCCCCGUAGUAUUUACAUGGUUCGAAAAGUAGCAAAAUCUUUUUGUUUACACAUCUCUGGUCUGGCCGAUAAUAAGUGCCAUAAUGGACGAGCCUGAGAAGCCUUUUGCCUGCACGAUACCUGAUUGUGGGAUGACUUUUACUAAUGAAGAUCAUCUGACUGUGCAUACGAAGAAACACGACAUGUAUCUGCAACUUGGGCUGGAGCAAAAAGCGGCAUUUGUUGCUGACCAGACACCGACACCAACACGAUUCAUAAGGAACUGCGAGGAAGUCGGGCUAUUCCAGGAUCUUCAGAAUGUGAACCCUUUCGAAGAGGGUUUCAAGAGGGCUAUGGAGACUUGCAAGCAUGGUCUUCUAACCUUGGAAAACGCUGGACCAUCAUCCACAUCCGAUGACCUCCAUACACCUCAAAUGGUCUUCCCAACAUUAGAUGGCAGCGACGCAACGCUAUACACCAGUAAUAAUCGCAAGAACAUCACUAUUAGCAGAUCAUCAAGCGACGAAUCAGGAACAAUUAAAGAAUACGAAACGACAACAAUAUCCAAACUGACCAAUCAGGUGACGACAAUCAGUCGCGUGGUCAACAAACACGAUAUCAUCGAUAAACACACAGACGAGACGCACAAAACUGACGAACAUACACGCCAGAGAGACGUACACAAUGAAACUUCAGUUUCCUACACGAAUAAUGUGAUAAAAAUCCAGAACAACAUAGAAAUUAGGAAGGACAAUCUUAAUAAUGUCGAAACGACUAAAAACGCGCCUUCCAGUAGAGUAACUUAUGAUACGGUUGCAAAAGAUGCAAGCGCUACUUCAAUGAAAGAUGUCCUUUUAGCCGAAGCGAGUAAAGCAGAAAUGGAACCCAAACUACCAUCGAUAAUGAGCCAAAGAUCUAUAGAUUCCGUUAUAAACAACCUUACGUCAGAAAUAUGCGGGAACCACAAAUGUAAACCCGAUGUUAAGAUGAAAAACCGUCGCACUGUCAAAUCUAGACCUAAACUGACACCGGUAGCUAAUAAUCCAACUGCAGACACAAAUUUGAUUAGUAAAAGUGACAAAGCCAAAGAUGCUCCCAAUAAAUCGACGCCAGUCAAUGGCACUAAUGAUAAUUACGAAGUCGUAAUCAAACUGCCUACUGGUAGACGAGUGGUUAUGAAAGCGGUAGAUGAAAUAUCCACAGAUCCUUUAGACACAUAUAAAAUUGAUGAGAAAACAAAAGAAAAACUCAAAUUAGCCAUAAACAACAAAGUGACACAGAAGAAUUUGCAGAUGCUUUCGAAUGUGCCAGCACCAAUGCAAGGUUUAUUGCCUAUAACUACUGGAACUUUGAUACCUAUAACAAUUUUGAACCCUGCUACAGUACCUGUACAUAAAAUUCCGAUAGCACCGUUCAACCCGAAAGCGAGUCAGGAAUUUAAGAACACAGCUAAGAGAAAAAUAGACGAUAUAGUUGUCGCUAAGACUAGUGAAAAGAAGAAAAGUCGUGCUGGUAAUGGUAAAGUGAGUGAUAAAGCAAUUAAUGGUGAUGACGAUUGUGUUAUUGUAGAUGAACAACUUAAGAAACAGAAGAGAGAUUUGGACAGUAGAGUAGCUGCUUCGAGGCGGUAUAGGGUUCGAUUAAGGGAGAACAUGAAACGGCAAGAGAGUGAAAUCAAGCAACUUAAAGAAGCAAAUCAAGCCUUAGCUGCGGAAAGAUCUUUACUCAAGAUACUCAUAACCGAACACAUGAGAAAAUGUCCCAAUCCUGGAGACUUAAGAUCUGCUCAAGAAAAACUAGCCCAAUUAUCGAAGAACCAGUGACAGCUAUGUAUUGUUUACUUUUAUUAAUUCAAAACUCGAAUUCUGUCGCCAUAUGAGUUCAACCCACCGCACCUCUCAAUUUCUUCUCUACACAUGAGACAUUAACAAUUAAAAGGCUUAUUAUGUGUAAUUGUUGAUUCGGCCAAGUGUGAAGUUUGCAACGAUUUUGUGACGGCUCAACAACAAUAUUAAUUACCCUAGAUCCCUACUAGAUACCCUAGAGCGCACGUGGUGUACGUGCGGUCAAAAUGUGUCCCAUUCAAGAAGUGCUUGAACACCAAUCAAGCACUUCUUGGUUCACAAUCACGCGCGGACCGUUGAAGAGUCAAGUUAUCGCAGAACGCCGUGAAAAUUUUGGAUUGAAAAAAAAAUGAAGCUUUAUCUAAUACUUACUUUAAACUGAUUUAAUAGAAAAUAUUUGUGAUAUUCAAAUGCAUGGUCGGUAAUACAGCCGUGUCUUUUCCUCGCGGUCCGUACCUGCUACAUUGCUAUAAGCGCAUUCAGAAUUACGCGUCAAAGAAAUAAGGUCUAUAUUCUUACGCAUAUAGCAAUAAAUCGUAAAAUUUUACUAGCUUGCAUUUCGAACUGUCAAAACUCUUUGACGCAUGCGUUUCAAUUAAGACCUUAUACAGUAUAGACUAAAGGUGACUUUCAAUGUUUCAGUAACGCCUUAUUUUGUUUUUGAUUACGCGAUCAUCUUACGGAGCUCCGUGGAUCGUCCAAUGUACCUUUUGGACAGGUUUCGGCCACGAUUUUGUUCGUGUUGGUGUAUAUAGGGUAUUUAAUAUCUUAGCGUCUCAUUAUAGUAAACAAUGUUUGGACCGCUCUAGUGAGGGGUUUCCUGGAAUGACGGGCGCUAGAUGGCAGCACUGAGGAGAAAGUCUACUCAUCCUUCAAAUUGCAUAUGUUUUCAUAGUAUCUGGAUCGAUUUAAAUGCUCGUUUCACUAAUGACUGGCCAAUAUGGGAAAGGCAAAGGCUGUAAAAAGUAUACUUUAAAAAAAUAUGCUCGUUCGGUUAGUUCGCGCCAAAACCUUCAUACAAAAGACCUCAUAUCACAGUGGCUCCAACUGGUGACGUAAAUUUUGAUAAACACCCCGUUAUUUCCAACUACCCUACUUUGCGACAGUUUCGUACCGCGUCGCCAUAAGAACGCACGCUAUACCUUACUGCUCGCGAAUUAAUUGCAUUAACACAGAAACUUAUAAUGUCAACUGAAGUAUACUAAACACUGUUGUGAUAACCAGCCUUCCAGUGUCCCUGUGAUUGUUUAAGUCAGCCAUUAGACCGGCCUACGAAGUGGACAUGAUGAUGAGACCGCGCUGCCCCAGCCCCAGGUGCCGUAAGGACAGAGAAAUGCUGAGGUGAUCGCGGACCGCAACUCCUGGAGUUGGGCAAUUACCUGGGGCGGGUCGGGGAUCCGGGGUUUCCUGGGGCUCCUGAGGCGGGGGGCCAGAGGCCUGUCCCGCCUCUCCGCACUCCUCCACGUCGUCGGUCGCCGAGGGCUUCGCCGCUGCCGAGGCGCCCCCUUUCCGCGCCGGCCACUUUCUGCCACAGAUGGGGGGACUUCCGAGGAGAUCCCAACGAGGACAUGGUGCACGGGAGGGCCCCUUCCUGCCCGCCCUGUUCGGAGUGUCCCCCCCCCCCCCCGGGGGGGACUCUUCGCCGGCUGCUGGACCCCCGCCGUCCCGUCGGCCUGUGACGGCGCCGGCCGGGGGGCCAUUCGCCUAACGGAAAUGCUUUGGAAAACGCUAACGCUUACGAUUUCAUUUUGUUAUUUCUAGCCGCCUGAGGUUUUCAAAUGCCUCGCGCUCUUUUUUUUUCUUUUGCAUUGGUAAUAACAAUAUAAAAAAAUGAGAUUGAGGUAUUUGAAAACCUUCGGCGGGCAGAAAUAACAAAAUAAAAUCGGAAGCGUUAGCGUUUUCCAAAGCAUUUCCAGGCGAAUGGCCCCCUGGUCUUUGCACCGCGUGAGAGGAGCUAUCUUGCCCGCCGAGACGGAGAGGCCCGCGGGGCGGCGCCGGGCCACCUCAUACUCCCUUGGCGCCGGGGCCGGAAGGGCCCCCCUACUUUUGCCUCGGACUCUGAGCGCUUCAGUGGGAGCUCCGGGAACUUCGGGAACUUCCUCUUCGUCCUCGGCGUCGUCAUCGUCGUCGACGGCGAUCGAGGACGAGGUCCCGCUCCCCACUUGGGCCGCCCCCGCUGAUCCUGCGCUGCCCCAGCCGCCGCUCUACUGGGCCUACGUACAUAACCGAAAUACCCGCAGAGUGAUGCAGUGCAUCCUCUGUGGGAUUAUAAUAGGCAUGAUGACGGGGUACAUACAGUAAACGAAAUUCUAUCUAGUCCGUCAGUUAGAUGAUCAAAAAAUAAUGGACACGUAUUUUUUCUUUGGGCAAUCGACCAAAAAAUUACAAAGUUAUAGCGUGUCAAAGUUUGGGAGUAGGGGCUCGUGACGUCACUUUUGAGUGAAUUUUCACUUAUAAGUGUACUCAAUCGUGACGUCAUGCCACUUUUCAAAUCAAUAUAUCUCUGCAAUGUUUAUAUUAUGUGAAAAAAGAAAAAAUACGUGAACAAUUUUUUUUGAUAAUCUACCUGAUAAACGAAGAAAAAAAAAAUUAGUCAUCAUCCCUAUUAAUAGCCAUGUCAAAAGGCAUUACCAGAGAAGACAUGCCCCCUACAGGGGGUAUGAGGCUGCGGGCCCCUACUCCCGGGGCUACUACAUACUAGUUAUGAGCCGGCUCCCCACGUGCCCCCCGGAGCCCCCCCCCCCCCUCGGCCCUGGAGGGUGUGGCGGGGGUCGAUUGGGGAUUCCUGGGGAUGGGAGGCCGGUAAUCGAAACUGUCGCGGUCGUUUUCGUGUUCCUUUUUUCUUUUUUGUUUUUUCAUUCCGUACUGGGGCCGUGUAGUCGAUUUGGGCCCCAGUAGUGGGGCUAAUCAGGGUUAUUAUUUUAGUAUUUUUUUUACAAUACAUUGGUUAUCAUAAAAGUUUUAGGUUCCACCGUAAUUCUCAAACACCCGUAUACAUUAUUUGUUUGAAAACAAAUAAGACGACGAUUUGACUUUGUUAUAUGCACUACUUAGCCCAACUAUUUAUACUGAACUACCAAAAUUGGAAUACUAAGACCUGUCUUACUAUAACUCUAAAUUAAAGUUCUCUAGGAAAAUAAUAUACUUUUUCUUAUACCGGAAUAAAAACAUGUUUCGGUCUUAUCCCAAUGGGGAAUUGGCAAUUAUCAUAGCAACAAACCAUGCUCUCUAAAUAUAUAUAAAUCGAAGUGUUAUCUGUCAUGUAAUUUUCUUAACUAAAUGUUACUUAUUCUUAUGUUUUUUAAACAAUCAAACGUAACGAAAGGCCUUCUUCCAAGUCCAAUAUUGUAAAGCAAAAUUCAUGUAAAUUAAAUUUAUAAAUCAUAUUAACAGAUUUGACCUAUGUGUGCAUGAAAUUCUGAAGUGAAACUUCUUUUCUUGAAUAACCUAACAUUAUGAGGUGCAUAAGGCAUAGGGGAAUGGAGCAGCGCAAUCAUCACUCGUAUAUAUCUAAUAUAUAAAAUUCUCGUGUCGAAACGGCUCGACCGAUUUUCGUGAAAUUUUAUAUGCAUAUUCAGUAGGUCUGAGAAUCGGAUGUUAUCUAUUUUUCAUCCACCCCUAAUUUUUUUUUUCAAUUUUAGGUAUUUUUUUUUAAAUUUUUUUAUGAUACAUUAUACAAAAAUACAUACAACCCUAAAUUUUCACCUUUCUACCACCCACCUCUAUUUUUUUAGGGCGGUGUGAAGUUCGCUGGGUCAGCUAGUAGUAUAUAUUGUCACAUGUGACGCUCGUAGCGUUUCAGCCUUCGCCGAGUUACCCUCUAACUUUCAUGCUCGUAGAAAGAGCUAUGCACGCGUCCCACACACACACACACACACACACACACACACACACACACACACACACACACACACACACACACACACACACACACAUUAAAUAUAUAUAUAUAUCACCAAGUAACUAAUAUUUAUGGAGAGUACAAAUUAAAACCAAUUGAAGUGUGAAAUUUUAUUUUAGCUGACCCAGCGAACUUCGUACCGCCAUAAAAAUAGGUAGUAGAAGAGAAAAUUUAGGGUUGUAUGUAUUUUUUAAUACCACAUUAUAUAAAAAAAAUGUCCAAAAAAAUUAGGGGUGUGUAACGUAGUGUUGCUACUUAUCAAUUUCCUGGGAUAACAUUCCUCCUAAUCCAUAUGAGAACACUACGUUACAAUACCCAAUAGUUUGAAUUUUGGCGCGAAGGCGCAUUCUAGGUUGCAGACUUAGAGCAUAUACCAUGGUACGAGUAUGGAGCAUAUACCGUGGUACAUGCACCUUAAGGUUUCAGAACACUACGUUACAGGUGGACAACCAUUAUCACUUAAGGAUAUCAAAAAUAGAUAGUAGCCGAUUCUCAGACCCACGGAAUAUGCAUACAAAAUUUCAUAAAAAUUGGUCAGGCCGUUUCGGAGGAGUAUGGUAACUAACAUUGUGACACGAGAAUUGUAUAUAUAAAAUGUGUGUGUAGGUAUAUAUAUAUCGUGUGACGCUCGUGACGCAUUUCCGUUUCAUCUUUUCCAUCAGGAUUUUUCCAUUUACACCACGUCCUAAAAGAAGUUUCACUUCAAAAAAAAAGAGGAAUUUAAUUUGAAAAAUUUGUGUGCUUUUGUGGAACUAUGCAUGAUGUAAGUGAAAUUUAUUAAUAUAAUUUAUUAAUAAUCAAAAAUAGUACUUUCUCGGCUGGGAAACGAACCCGGGCCGCCAGUUUAGUAAGCUAGCCACCUGUCCCUUUUUUAAAAAGUCUGAGGACUGAAACAAAUUAUAGCGAUGAAAUAAAAGUUUUACUAAAAAAUAUAUUUAUAAAUUUCUCUGACACAGAACUGAGUACCUGCUAUUUUUUUUGUAAGCGAAAAAUUGAUCUCCGAUAUUUUUUAAGAAUUUAAUAAAAGUAUUACUGUUAUUAUUUAUACCUACAUAAUAUUGUGUAAGUUAAUCCAAAUAUUUGUACAUAUUGAAUUUGUUUAUUGUAUAAAUAUAUGUUUAAUCUUUACUACGUAAGUAAAUAAAUAUAGGAAUAAUUCUUACUGGAUAUUAUUUAUUUAUAACUGAUAUUCCCCCUGGAUAUUAUUUAUUUAUAACUGAUAUUCCCCUGGUACAAUGUAAAUGCUGUACCCUUAGCACGAACCAAUAUCGAAUUCGUAUCGUUUGCGAGUACGAAAUGUCACUCAAAUGUGUACUGAUUUUUAGUUCUCGUUACGUACGUUAUUAGGGCGCUGCUGUUCAAGUUUUCAUAAAAAAAUUGACAAUGACAUUUCGGACUCGCAAACUAUUCGAAUUCGAUAAUUCUUCGUGCUAGGGGUACUGAUUUACGCCGAAGCAGCAACGUCAUCUGGUGGUAUGC